This is a messenger RNA of Motacilla alba alba, 1089 nucleotides long. RefSeq lists its product as uncharacterized. Bases 35 to 1024 code for a protein of 329 amino acids. The transcript has 2 exons. The record is from RefSeq and is a predicted model, not a curated record. NCBI's taxonomy places the organism in Eukaryota, Metazoa, Chordata, Aves, Passeriformes, Motacillidae.
AGCACUUAAAGAUGGCUUCCCUCUUUUCCUGGACAUGCCACUGGAGGAGGUCCUGGCCCAGAUGAUGCCACGGAAGGAAAUGUGCCCUCAGCCCAGGGACGCUCAGCAUGGGCUCCCCCAGGCCCUCGGGGCCCCGCCGCUGGUCACGGCAGCCCCAGCUGGGCUCCUGCCCGCCCACACCGUGGGCAUCCACGGCUGCUCCUGGCCAUGGAGCUCAGCCAGUGCUGCUGCCGGGUGGGCUCUGCUGGUGCUACCACCUGGACAUAGCUGUGACAACUCCAUUUCUUUAUUAAAACAUACAAUGUGGGCCAAGCCCUGCCCUGGCAGGCAGGGGCUGCCCACCUUCAGUCCUGGCCGGGGAGCAGGACCAGGGGGCUCAGGGGCAGAGGGUCUCGUUGUGGAGGGGUGGGUUUUGGGACGACCUCAUGAUGGUGCUGCAGCCACGGCAGGGCAGACAGGGGCAGAAGUGGAGAGCUGGGAUAAACUGUCAAGUUCUCCCUGCCUGAGGUGUUCGAUUCCUCUUCUGAAGAUGCACAGGAGCACCUGUGAAGAGAGGAGGUGGCUGAGGCCCCAGCAGCCAGUGGCACACAGGGAGCCUCCUGCAGCCUCUCUGCAGGGCCCAGAGCUGGCAAGGCUCCCCAGCAGGGCUGGAGCUGCUGGCCCAGCUUGGCCCAGCUGGACAGCUGCCCCUCAAGGCCCCGGCGAGCAGGGGACGGCUCUGGGCAGGGUCCCUGGCCAGGAGCGGGCCCCGGAGCGCCUCUGCCUCUCAAGGGCAAUCUCCUCCCUGCUCUUUCUCCUCCCCGCCUUGCUUUGCCUCUGCCCUGUGCCCCUGGGGCUGCUCUUGGCCAGGCAGCCUCAGUGGGAGCCAGCACUGGCUGCAGCCCCAGCGGGCCCCUCAGGACAAGGCCCAGCAAUUAGGAGGCCAAUGAAAGCACAGGGCAGCAGCAGAACCCUCAGCAGAGUUACUUGGACACCCAUGGACUGGCCACAACUCCACAGCAGACUCACAGGGAAUGUUCCCUGACUAUGAGCGGCCUUUAAAGGAAGCUGUUUGAAGUAGAGAAUUACAAAACACUCACCAUUUUCUCU